GUGAAUGGUUUAGAAAAAAAAAAAAGAAAUAUUAACAUCAGUAAACAAGGAAUACAUACAAAUGCGGCAUGUAAAUAUGGACAGAGGAUUUAAAUUUGCAAAUAAAUUUAGGGGGCAUUUCCUGUUCCUUUUACUUUUCGCAAUUACAGUCCAUCGAUCUGUUGCGUUCGGUUUCGAUUCAGCAAAUUCAUGCAGUCCAAAUAAAAUGUCACGACGUGGGAGAGCUCAACUGGUUGCUACAAUACCAUGUGAUCUUUCCCGUCAAGCUUACUGCCAUUUACCAGGAGCGGCAUAUCCAUGGCAUGCUGUGAGGCGAUUUGUUCAUGAGAAUCAGGGUUUAAUGAAGAGAAUGUAUGGGGAUGUAAAACACAUUUCCAUAUUGAGAACUGAAAUACAAAAUAAUGAUAUCGAUGUUGAAGAUCUGGAACAAACAGCAGCAAGAUAUUCUAGAGAUGGAUUUCGAAAAACAAAAGUUAUGCACAAUCAAUUUGAAAGUAAUCGAAAUAAUGAUGUUGUUAAAGAGCCACAUUUUAGGCCAGUUUUAUCGACUACAAUAAAGCCAAGUAGUACAACUAGUAGUAGUAGUAGCAGUACAACUACCACUGAUACUCCAAUUACAACCGAUGAAGCAACUCCUUUACCAACAGAACCAGGAACAACUCCCAAUGAUAUGGAUCUGACAACCACCACACAAAAGCUAACAACUCUAAAGAGCAAUUCAACAACUGAAGGCUCCAAAAGAUCAACAUCCAAGUUAGAUGAUGUUGAAUUCGAUGAAUCAGAUGAAGAACUAAGUGAUGAAGAUGAUACCAAUCAUGAAGAAAGUCUAGAAUCAAAUAGCGUCUAUGAACCGACUUCACCAAGUUCAGCUUCUGUAGGGGACAACAUAAAAAUUGUUGAUUCUCCAAAUCUGGUUGUAAGCAAUGCUUCAGCAACACUUUCCACAACCCUAAAAGUAGCUCCUGUUACUAUUAAAAAUGAACCAACUGCACCAACAACAGCACUCUACCGUUCAACCGAAGCAGAGCGUAUGACUGAAACCAUUAGCCUUAUAGCAAACUUAACCAAGCUUAGAGUUAAUGGGUUUGCAGCUACAACUCCGCUAAAAGCUACUGCUGUAAGCAGUAGUCCAAAUAGCACCAUUAACAGUGUACACAAUCUCUACAACAAUGCACCAACAGAACCAACCAACUUAAAACUCACAGAAACAAAGAAGCCAACUAUUGCAGUACCAGUUGCAUCAAAGCCAGUCCUUCGAGAUGGUCAACUAUUUCAGGACACAUUUCAAAAGGAACCUGUUCAAGUUGGUAAUUUAAAAGGAAUAAAUGCAUGUCCUGUAAAAGAGGAAGUCGUUGCACCAUUUUGGGCAAAUAAUACUAGAGGAGAAGUUUUAGCCCUUUUGAAUCUGUAUCCUUUCGAACAGUAUGUUCAUUGGGAGAAAUGCACCCACGAACUACGACAAAUGUACUGUCGCGAUGGAUGCCGCUGUGAGCAACAAUAUCGACUUCAUCGACUACUUGCCUACGAUCCACACAAUGAAUGUCGUGGAAUAUUUUCCGAUUGGUUUCGAUUUCCAUCGUGUUGUAUUUGUAAAUGUUAUGAUAUUCCAUCGGAAUUUCGAGCUACAUCGAGGAGUCCCCGAUCUGAAGCAGAUAAUCGACAUCCAGCUGAGAUAGCUGAAGCUGAAGUUAGAAAGGCAGUUUAUGAACAUGCUUCCGAGGAUUGGUAUAGACCUCGUGAGGAUCUUGAUUUGUAUGAUUAGAGUGUUUUUGUGAUUGAGUUUAGUUUAUUUUUUUUUUUAAUAUGUAGGUAAUUGUUUUAUUUAAGAUUAAUUGUAUUUUUUAAAUAAUUUUAUAUCCUAGUCGAAUGAUGAAGAAACACAAAAUUUAUUUGUGUAUAAAUUUGUAUAUAAUUAUAUCAAUCGAAUUGAGCGAAAGUACCUUGAACAAAAAAUACUGAUCUUUCCAACCAAAGUGAAACAGGAUGAAAAUAUUUUAUGUAAUAUGCAAUUCCUGGAGAUUUCGGUUGGAAUAAUGGUUUUCUAAAUAUUUAAGUAGCACUUUUUUAUUGUAUUUAAUAUAAUUUUGUACAUUUUAUAGAAAAAAAUAAUACAGAUUCUAU
Molecule: messenger RNA, 2121 nt
Organism: Episyrphus balteatus (marmalade hoverfly)
Lineage: Eukaryota; Metazoa; Arthropoda; Insecta; Diptera; Syrphidae
Gene: spz4
Product: protein spaetzle 4
Exons: 3
Coding region: 62-1762 (566 amino acids)
Biological process (GO): central nervous system formation; innate immune response; regulation of Toll signaling pathway
Cellular component (GO): extracellular region
Molecular function (GO): Toll binding; growth factor activity
Source: RefSeq, a predicted model, not a curated record